CUUUAAAAGGAGCACAUCAGUAACAAAGAUAGCACUCUUCACUGGUAAAAAUCAAGAAGUAACAAGACGACACAGCAAAGCAGUAUCUCUUGGAAAAGAUGAUACUGGAAACUCUGAAUCCACUGCACUACAACAUCACCAGCCUAGUAUCAGAGACGAUGCCAGUGGCCACAGUGCCCAUCCUCAUUCUCAUGUGCUUUCUGUUCCUAAUAUGGAAUCAUGAAGAAACUUCAUCAAUACCAGGGCCAGGAUACUGUAUGGGAAUUGGUCCUCUCAUUUCACAUGGGAGAUUUCUCUGGAUGGGAGUAGGUAAUGCCUGCAACUACUACAAUAAGACAUACGGAGAAUUUGUAAGAGUUUGGAUCAGCGGUGAAGAAACAUUUAUAAUUAGCAAAUCCUCAAGUGUGUUCCAUGUAAUGAAACACUGGCAUUAUGUUUCUCGAUUUGGGAGCAAGCUUGGAUUACAGUGCAUUGGCAUGUAUGAAAAUGGGAUCAUAUUUAAUAACAACCCAGCACACUGGAAAGAAAUUCGACCCUUUUUCACCAAAGCUCUAUCUGGGCCUGGUCUUGUGCGUAUGAUAGCAAUUUGUGUUGAAUCAACAAUUGAUCACCUGGACAAACUAGAGGAAGUAACCACUGAAGUAGGAAACAUCAACGUGUUGAAUCUCAUGAGACGGAUCAUGCUUGACACAUCUAACAAGCUUUUUCUGGGGAUCCCUUUGGAUGAAAGUGCCAUUGUACUUAAGAUUCAGAACUACUUUGAUGCUUGGCAAGCACUUUUAUUAAAGCCCGACAUCUUUUUUAAGAUUUCUUGGCUGUGCAAGAAAUAUGAAGAGGCAGUCAAGGAUCUGAAAGGAGCAAUGGAAAUCUUAAUAGAACAGAAACGACAAAAGCUUUCCACUGUUGAAAAGUUGGAUGAACACAUGGAUUUUGCAUCCCAGUUAAUUUUUGCACAGAACAGAGGGGAUCUGACCGCCGAGAAUGUGAACCAGUGUGUGCUGGAGAUGAUGAUUGCUGCUCCUGAUACUCUGUCUGUGACUCUCUUCUUCAUGUUAAUACUGAUUGCAGAGCACCCCACAGUGGAAGAGGAGAUGAUGAAAGAAAUCGAAACUGUCAUGGGUGACAGAGACAUACAGAGUGAUGACAUGCCAAACUUAAAAAUUGUGGAGAAUUUUAUUUAUGAGAGCAUGAGAUACCAGCCAGUUGUGGACUUGAUCAUGCGAAAAGCUUUACAAGAUGAUGUAAUUGAUGGCUAUCCUGUGAAAAAGGGGACAAACAUCAUUCUCAAUAUCGGACGUAUGCAUAAGCUCGAAUUCUUCCCAAAGCCAAAUGAGUUUUCUCUUGAAAAUUUUGAGAAAAAUGUUCCUUCACGCUACUUCCAACCAUUUGGAUUUGGCCCUCGGGGCUGCGUAGGAAAGUUUAUUGCCAUGGUAAUGAUGAAAGCAAUUCUGGUGACUCUUCUGAGAAGGUGCAGAGUACAGACAAUGAAAGGAAGAGGCCUUAACAACAUCCAGAAAAAUAAUGACUUAUCCAUGCACCCAAUAGAAAGGCAGCCUCUGCUGGAGAUGGUUUUCACACCAAGAAGAAAUACAAACAAAAAUCAGGAGGACUAAAAUAGAUCAGCAUUAAAGUUACAGGGCUUUCUCAGUCACAGCCACAAAGAAAUCCCCAUCAUUCCCAGGUAAAGAUAUAGACUAAAAAAUUUUGUUGCCCCUAAAUCACUACAGCUUCAGAUGACAGCUUGUUCUGUCUGCACAGCAGAACCAGGCUCUGGCCACAACUUCAGUGUAGUAAAGUAAGACUAAAAUUACAAAACAGUCGUGUUAGGUCAUGUCACACUAUAUGCAGGAUUCCUGACUACUUUUUAAAACCAUC
Messenger RNA from Charadrius vociferus (killdeer), 1875 nucleotides. Its product is annotated as aromatase. The transcript has 10 exons. Lineage: Eukaryota; Metazoa; Chordata; Aves; Charadriiformes; Charadriidae. Gene Ontology annotation, molecular function: iron ion binding; heme binding; monooxygenase activity. Bases 99 to 1613 code for a protein of 504 amino acids. The record is from RefSeq and is a predicted model, not a curated record.